AUGUCUCUUCAGCCGUCAUAUUACUCGAAUGAGCCUUCGGCCAAGGACGAGGCUCAAGAGCCUCGUCCGGACCUGACAAGAUCCAAUACAAGUGCAGCGCAGCUAAGUCUUCAGCGUUAUUUUGAGCAGAAUCUUCCCGGGGCUCCCCCAAAAGAUGGGAUGAAGCCGGACGAUCCAGCUACAGCCGUGCCUCCAAAGGGCAAACCUAGACUGCUGCUGAUGGGCCAGAGACGAUCGGGAAAGUCUUCGAUUUCCAGUGUCGUCUUUCACAAACUUCCACCAAGCGAGACUCUGUUCCUUGAGUCUACCGCUCGUAUUCAGAAGGACUCUAUGGCAUCAUUCAUGGAUUUCCAAGUCUGGGACUUUCCUGGCCAAAUCGAUAUUUUCGAAAACCCGGGGUUUGACUUGGAAGCCAUCUUUGGCGAGAUUGGUGCUUUGAUCUGGGUCAUUGAUGCACAAGACGACUAUCUUGAGGCCGUGGCCCGGCUCAAUACUACUAUCCUCUCUCUUCAGCGCUCAUAUCCAAACAUCAACAUCGAAGUCUUCAUUCACAAAGUCGAUGGCUUGUCUGAUGACUUCAAGUUGGACAUUCAACGCGACAUUACCAUCCGUAUUCAAGACGAGCUCUCCGACCAUGGUUGUGAGAACGCACCAGUCACUUUCCACCUUACUUCCAUCUAUAACCAUUCCAUCUUCGAGGCCUUCAGCAAGGUCAUCCAAAAGCUGAUUCCCCGCCUGGGAACACUCGAGUCCAUGCUUACGAAUUUAUGCCGCACAUGUCGCCUGGAAAAGGCCUACCUCUUCGACGUUCUGUCCAAGAUUUACAUCGCAACUGACAGCUCCCCUGCUGAUAUGGCUUCAUAUGAGAUUUGCAGUGAUUACAUUGAUGUUAUCAUUGACAUCACAGAGGUCUAUGGCACUUGGCACCGUAGCGAAGAGGGUCGCAAGAAGCUCGAGGGAGGCCCGUGGGAUGCUAAGCUCGAGGACCAGGUCGGCUGCUCAACAGCCGAGAGCUGCCUGGUCCUGCACGACAGCAAGAAGCCCAUCAUGCUCCGUGAGGUUGAUCGAUAUCUUGCGCUAGUGGCUAUCAUGAAGGAAGACUCCUAUGAUAAGAUGCCUCUGGUGAACAUGAAUGUCGAGGCUGUGGUGGAGGGGCUGACGGAAUUUUUCAACAUCACGAAGCGUAAUAGAUGA
This is a messenger RNA of Clonostachys rhizophaga, 1194 nucleotides long. The record is from the annotation of a GenBank genome assembly. NCBI's taxonomy places the organism in Eukaryota, Fungi, Ascomycota, Sordariomycetes, Hypocreales, Bionectriaceae.